AUGGUUGGAAGAGGGAGACCACGUAACGCUAAUCGUAACGGGGGUGCACCACCAACGGGCGAUCCACAACGCGAUCCACGCGAUGUCGAAGAGAUCGAACGCCUGCGACAACGGAUUCGAGAGAUGGAACUUCAACAUAAUGGAAGUUCGGAAGAAACCGAAUCAAAUUCCUCCGUUUGGAACGAAUUGACUGAUGAUGUUGACAACCCUUUCGGCCGCCGUCCACGACGUCAAACCCAUGAUGACGUGUUGCGGUCAUUAGGUGUGCGGGUUGAAAUUCCAGAAUUCCAUGGGAAGGCCCAACCUGACGAGUUCAUCGACUGGUUGAGUACGGUUGAACGGGUGUUUGAACUUCGGGACAUUCCGGACAAUCUUAAGGUCAAGGUGGUUGCCAUAAAGUUACGCAACUAUGCGUCCUUGUGGUGGGAUCACGUAAGACACAAACGAAGUUUAGUUCAAAAUACUUUGUCAGUUGAAGAGUUUAUUGCCGAAUUUGAUCGGUUGCGUAUGAGGUGUGGUGCCGAUGAAGAUGAAGAACAAGUGAUUUCUCGGUUUUUAGGAGGGUUACGUUUCGAUGUAGCUGAGAUAGUCCAUUUACAGCAGUUUUGGACUUUGGAAGAUGUGGCUCGGCUAGCACUCAAAGUCGAAAAACAGUUGAAACGCAAACAGUCCUCCGUUACAAGUCGGUUCGCCCCGCAAACCAAAUCAGUUCCAUCGGUUUCGUUGAAGCCUGGGUCGUCAAAAACGGCCAUGCCCGAACCUUCCGCUGUCAUCGAGGGCUCAACAAAGGGUCCACGCACUCCUCGUUGUUACAAGUGCCAUGGCUUGGGUCAUUUUUUUCGAGAAUGCCCAAACAAGCACCUUGUUACAUUGGUCUAUGAUAUGGGUGAUGAUGAAACCAAUGACCAAGACGUGCUCGAUACAUCUGAUCAGGGGGAUGUAGAGGUCGUACGUCCAGAUCAUGGGGAAUCCCUAAUCGUCCAACGUGUUUUGUCUGUCACGGUUGAUAAAACAGUUGACGAUACAAGGUGGUUACGCAAUAAUAUUUUCCAUACUAAAUGCACAUCGAAGGGCAAGGUUUGUACUGUUAUUAUCGAUGGUGGAAGUUGCGAGAACAUGGUAGCAACCACAAUGGUUGAAAAGUUGGGUUUACCGGUAGAAACUCAUCCGGAACCGUACCAAUUAACGUGGUUGAAAAAAGGAAAUCUUGUUCGUGUGACUCAACGGUGUUUGGUCCAAUUUUCGAUUGGGACAAAAUAUAAAGAUGAAGUGUGGUGUGAAGUUAUCCCCAUGGAUGCGUGCCACCUUUUGCUAGGGCGUCCAUGGCAAUAUGAUCGUCGUACUAGACACGACGGGUUUCUUAACACCUAUAGUUUCAAAAAGGAUGGUCUAAAUACUGUUCUUACUCCAUUAGAUGUCCGUGGAGGGGCUACCGAGGCUUUGAUUGUAGCCAAGUCAGAAUUUUUAGAGUACUCGCGGACUUCUUCGUCCCCAUUUUUGUUGGCUUUGGUCGUCACAGAGCCCAAUCCCACUCACGAAGACACGCCGCCAUUAGUUCAACCAUUACUUGAUGAGUUCUGUGACGUGUUUCCUGACGACAUUCCGCCAGGCCUUCCGCUUAUGCGUGAGAUUCAACAUUGUAUCGAUUUUUUGCCCAGGGCGAGCAUUCCGAACAAACCGGCGUAUUGGAUGAAUCCAAAAGAUUAUGAAGAGCUUCAUCGCCAAGUCCGAGACCUUCUUGAGAAGGGUCUGAUCCGUGAGAGUUUGAGCCCAUGCGCCGUUCCCGCUUUAUUAGUUCCAAAACACGGGGGUGCUUAUCGUAUGUGUAUUGAUAGUCGGGCGGUAAACAAAAUUACAGUGAAGUACCGGUUUCCUAUUCCACGAUUUGAUGACCUUCUUGAUCAACUACAUGGCGCUAAAAUAUUUUCUAAAGUUGAUCUACAAAGUGGAUAUCACCAAAUUCGUUUACGACCUGGUGACGAGUGGAAAACCGCUUUUAAAACACGUGAUGGCUUAUAUGAAUGGAUGGUGAUGCCAUUCGGCUUAUCGAAUGCCCCGAGCACAUUUAUGCGCUUGAUGAAUCAUAUCUUUAAGCUAUUCAUUGGACGAUUCGUUGUCGUUUAUUUUGAUGAUAUUCUAAUUUUUAGCCCUGAUUUGCAGCAACACCUACAACAUCUUCGCGAAGUUUUCACGGUUUUGCGUGAACAGAAGCUGUUUGCCAAUCCAACUAAGUGUCAUUUUCUUACAAAUGAAGUGGGCUUCCUUGGUUAUUUUAUUUCAGGAGAUGAGGAGAUGGGAUUCGUAUGGACCAAAAAAAGUUGA
This is a messenger RNA of Helianthus annuus (common sunflower), 2322 nucleotides long. RefSeq lists its product as uncharacterized. The coding region runs from base 1 to 2322 and encodes 773 amino acids. Gene Ontology annotation, molecular function: nucleic acid binding; zinc ion binding. Lineage: Eukaryota; Viridiplantae; Streptophyta; Magnoliopsida; Asterales; Asteraceae. The record is from RefSeq and is a predicted model, not a curated record. The transcript is spliced from 2 exons.